Messenger RNA from Dunckerocampus dactyliophorus (ringed pipefish), 2210 nucleotides. RefSeq names its product cyclin-dependent kinase 7 (gene cdk7). Lineage: Eukaryota; Metazoa; Chordata; Actinopteri; Syngnathiformes; Syngnathidae. Gene Ontology annotation, biological process: protein phosphorylation; positive regulation of transcription by RNA polymerase II. The transcript is spliced from 12 exons. The record is from RefSeq and is a predicted model, not a curated record. The coding region runs from base 52 to 1083 and encodes 343 amino acids. Gene Ontology annotation, cellular component: transcription factor TFIIH holo complex; nucleus; cytoplasm. Gene Ontology annotation, molecular function: ATP binding; cyclin-dependent protein serine/threonine kinase activity; RNA polymerase II CTD heptapeptide repeat kinase activity.
CUUUAAUAAAGCGGAAGUUAACGUUCAUGGUACUGGUAAGAGUUAUCGGCGAUGGCGCUUGAUGUAAAGUCCAGAGCCAAACGAUACGAGAAACUGGAUUUUCUCGGAGAGGGUCAGUUUGCUACAGUGUACAAAGCCAGAGACAAAAAGACAGACACAAUCGUUGCCAUUAAAAAGAUUAAAGUUGGCCACAGAACUGAGGCUAAAGAUGGAAUCAACAGGACUGCACUGCGAGAGAUCAAAUUGCUGCAGGAGCUGCAUCAUCCAAAUAUUAUUGGGUUGCUAGAUGCAUUUGGACAUAAAUCUAACAUCAGCCUGGUCUUUGAUUUCAUGGAAACUGAUUUGGAGGUGAUCAUCAAAGACACCAGCCUAGUCCUGACUCCAGCCAAUAUCAAAGCUUACAUCCUCAUGACUCUACAGGGAUUAGAGUACAUGCAUCAACACUGGGUCUUACACAGGGAUUUGAAGCCCAAUAAUCUAUUGCUUGACGGUAACGGAGUGUUGAAGUUGGCUGACUUUGGUUUGGCCAAAGCAUUCGGCAGCCCCAACAGAGUCUACACUCAUCAAGUUGUUACCAGGUGGUAUCGUUCCCCUGAGCUUCUGUAUGGCGCCAGGAUGUAUGGAGUGGGUGUUGACAUGUGGGCAGUGGGAUGCAUCCUGGCAGAAUUGCUCCUCCGGAUACCGUUUCUUGCUGGAGACUCAGAUCUUGACCAGCUCACCAAGAUCUUUGAGGCUCUUGGGACCCCCACGGAAGAAUCAUGGCCUGGAGUGAGCAGUCUACCAGACUAUGUGCCAUUCAAAAUAUUUCCUGGCACGCCUCUGGAGCACAUAUUUAGCGCAGCUGGAGAUGACUUACUAGAGUUGCUACAUGGGCUCUUCACAUUUAACCCCUCCACAAGGACCACAGCCACACAGGCUCUGAAGAUGAGGUACUUCAGCAAUCGGCCUGGUCCUUCUCCAGGCCCCCAACUCCCCCGACCCAAUUGCUCUGCCGAAGCUCUGCGAGAGAUGGAUACAGCCAGGCUCAAGAGGAAAACUGAAGGCCUGGAAACAACUUCCAUGAAGAAGAAGUUGAUGUUCUAACCAGAUGGGACCCGAUGUCAUUCAUGGCGAAGGAGCUGCUGCGUCUUUCAGUCCUGCAGGGGAUGUAAAGUAGGGCCUGUGGUCAUUUGGCACAGUUGUGAUGCCUGCCUGAACUCUGGCAAUAACCUGCUGGAUUGUGGCUAAAUUAAGUGACUGAAAAAGAAUGACCACAAGCACAAGCAAGCCUGUUCUAUUUCUGGAUAUAUUAUUAGGACAUCCAGCCAUUUAAAUCAUGGGCACAUCUAUGAGGUGAAAGGUCACUUAUGUUCUAGUUGAUGCCAACAAUGUUUGGGGCAAGGGUUUCCUUAUCCGGGCAUGCCUGUGUGCACUGGGUCAGUGUCAGUCCUGCUGAAUUGGAGGCAUAAAAUGAUGUAUUGAUAAAGUGAGGAAUCCCUCUGAUCCAAAUGUUAAAAAAUUGUGCCUCAAUCCUUUUGUCCAUAUAGAGUACAUAUCAGAUGUGUGCACUCGAGUCACGUGACUUGAAAAUUUUGAUGACUGGACUUGACUUGGCAAUAUCAUCAAAGACUUACAACUCAACUUGGCCUUUGACAUCAAUGACUCGGGAAUUGACUCGAACUUUAGUCUGAUGACUUGAAAAUACUUGAAUUUCAGUGAAUGUGUUGAGUAAAAUGUGUCUCCAUUCAAAGUAAUUUCCAGCGAGACAACAUAUUUUACCUUUGAAUCUGCCUCAUUGAAUGCAUCUAUUAACGUCUAGUCAGGUUUAAGAACAAACAACUAAUGUGUGGAUUACAUUUCUGUGCACUGACUAAAUUCUGAAUGCUAUGUCAGCACUCUUUUUCUGCAAUAAUGCUUGUUCCACUGGUCUUAUUUUAUUUAAAAAAUAAAACAAUUCAAAAUGCAUUCACUGUAUUUGUCAAAUUUAAUAAAUUGUUACAUUGUUAAAAUGGCAUUUUCUUUUGGAGACACUAAACAAUGCUUAUGACUUGUAAGGACUCGAAGGUUUCAAGCCUAUGACUUCGGACUUGACUCAACCUGUCUAGUCUUGACUUGAGAUUGACUUGGACUUGCACGUCUUUACUUGAGACUUGCAAAACGCUGACCUGCUUCCACCUCUGGUAUGCAUUAUGAGUUUUGUAUUAAAAAACAAAUACUGCAAAUAAUGAGGU